CAGACAGAUUCUCAGGCUCGGCAGCAGAGCGGCUCUUAGGACGCUGAGCCGGGGCAGCCCAGGGUUCCAGGCUCUGCGAGGCAGCGGCUGCCGAGGUGGGCGAGCGGCAGGCGCGGCCGAGGCGCGGGAGCGGCCGCGGAGACUCGGGUCCCCGCGCUGGGCGAAAACGCCGGGCGGCCGAGGCGGCGCCGAAACCCCGGAUCCCAGGGCUGCCGGCCGGGCUUCCCCGGUGCGGCUGGCGCCGAACUCCAUUCCGGGUGCGGCGGAGAGCAGGACCCGCCGGUCUUCUCCGGAUCGCCCGCAAAAGGCUCGGCGCCCCGGCGCUGGCUGGAACCCGGGCCGCCCAGCCGGGUACCCGAACCGAGCAUCCAUCCCUGCCCGCAGCUGGCGCAGACAUGGGCGCACGGGGCUGCGCGCCGGGCCGUGGGACCCGCAAAGUUUGCUAGCUGGAGGUGCUCGGAGCUUAGAGCGAGCCCCGCACCGAAGCCCCAGGAGAGAUACCCCCACCCCGAAAUCACUGAAUUGGGUGCGAGGACCCGUGGAGCUGAGAAGGGUGGCUCGGCCUCGCUAGAUGCCUUCUGCAAAGUUAGAAGAGAAGAAAACUUCGGCUCCAGGGAGAUUCGGACCGUUAUGCUAACCGCGCCCCACGAGCCCCGCGCCCCUUCUAAAAGACACCGGGCGUCCGCGCCUGCCACCGUGCUCUGCUCGCAGCCAGUACCAAGGGCUGGGCGCCUGGAACCGCGGUGACUACGUCGGCCCGAGAAAACCCAACCAGGGGGCGGGGAGGGGCGGGAGGCGGGCAACGUGGCCACCGGGAGGAAGUUUCCUGAAGUUGUCCUCUCAUUCAGGAGCUCAUCCAGCGACCAGGCCGGAUCGCAGGGGUCGCCCUGCCUGUGAGAAGUAGUCUGAGUCGGGGUGCUAAGGGAUACAGGCACCCCGAGUUUGAGAGGAGGCUUGGCCUCUUUCUGCUCUCCCCUUGCUUUACGGAAUAGCCAGCGCAGAAAGAGGAGAAAGCAUUUGGGGUCGCCGGUGCGGCCCCUACGGGCAUAGUGUCCAGGACUUGGCCACGCAGUCUCCUGGGACCCCAGAGGAUUAUAAAGCGGCUCGCAAAGAGGGGACACUUUAGAGGACCCCUCGGUCAAGAUGACCAGCAUGUGGAGGCUGCUGAUCUGGACUCUACUGGCCCUGCAUCGGAUCCACUCGGCUGGGGCCCAAGAUGAUGUACCGCCAUACUUCAAGACGGAGCCAGUGCGCACACAAGUGCAUCUGGAAGGGAACCGCCUGGUGCUCACCUGCAUGGCCGAGGGCAGCUGGCCACUGGAGUUCAAGUGGCUGCACAAUAACCGGGAGCUGACCAGGUUCUCGCUGGAGUACAGGUACAUGAUUACCAGCCUGGACCGCACCCACGCUGGCUUCUACCGCUGCAUCGUGCGUAACCGGAUGGGGGCCCUGCUACAGCGGCAGACUGAGGUCCAGGUGGCCUACAUGGGGAGCUUUGAGGAAGGCGAGAAGCACCAGAGUGUGUCCCACGGAGAAGCUGCUGUCAUCAGAGCACCUCGCAUUUCCAGCUUCCCCCGGCCACAGGUGACCUGGUUCCGUGACGGACGCAAGAUCCCACCCAGCAGCCGCAUAGCCAUCACGCUGGAGAACACCCUGGUCAUCCUGUCGACGGUGGCUCCCGAUGCUGGCCGCUACUACGUGCAGGCGGUUAAUGACAAGAACGGAGACAACAAGACCAGUCAGCCCAUCACUCUCGCAGUGGAGAAUGUUGGGGGGCCUGCUGACCCCAUCGCACCAACCAUAAUCAUCCCACCCAAGAACACCAGUGUGGUGGCUGGGACCUCGGAGGUGACCAUGGAGUGCGUGGCCAAUGCCAGGCCUCUGAUCAAGCUGCACAUUGUGUGGAAGAAAGACGGGGCCCUGCUCUCCAGUGGUAUCAGCGACUACAACCGCAGGCUCACCAUCACCAACCCCACGGUCAGCGACACCGGAUACUAUGCAUGCGAGGCCAUGCUACGCAGCAGCAGUGUAGCCCCUGUCACCCGGGGCGCCUACCUCUCGGUGCUGGAGCCACCUCAGUUCGUCAGAGAGCCCGAGAGACACAUCACAGCCGAGAUGGAGAAGGUGGUAGACAUCCCCUGUCGAGCCAAAGGGGUGCCGCCUCCCUCCAUCACCUGGUACAAGGACGCUGCGUUGGUGGAGGUGGGAAAGCUCACACGCUUCAAGCAGCGUAGCGACGGCGGCCUGCAGAUCAGCGGCCUGCUGCCCGACGAUACCGGCAUGCUCCAGUGUUUCGCCCACAACGCAGCCGGCGAGGCCCAGACCUCCACCUACCUGGCCGUCACCAGCAUCGCCCCUAAUAUCACCAGAGGCCCCCUGGACAGCACGGUGAUUGACGGCAUGUCCGUUGUACUGGCGUGUGAGACCUCAGGGGCACCACGGCCUGCUAUCACUUGGCAGAAAGGGGAGCGCAUCUUAGCCAGCGGCUCUGUCCAGCUGCCUCGCUUCACGCUGCUGGAGUCUGGAAGCUUGCUCAUUAGCCCAACCCAUAUCUCGGACGCUGGUACCUACACCUGUCUGGCCACCAACUCUCGGGGAGUGGACGAGGCGUCGGCAGACCUGGUCGUAUGGGCCCGGACACGCAUCACCAAGCCGCCCCAGGACCAGAGUGUCAUCAAGGGCACCCAGGCCUCCAUGGUGUGUGGUGUAACCCACGAUCCCAGAGUGACUGUCAGGUACGUGUGGGAGAAGGAUGGGGCCACCCUGGCCGUGGAGACUAAUCCUCGGAUCCGCCUGGACAAAAAUGGCUCCCUACACAUCUCGCAGACGUGGUCAGGGGACAUUGGCACAUAUACCUGCCGGGUACUCUCAGCUGGUGGCAAUGACUCUCGCAACGCCCACCUUCGAGUCAGGCAGCUUCCCCAUGCUCCUGAGCACCCUGUGGCAACACUCAGCACCGUGGAGAGACGCGCCAUCAACCUGACCUGGGCCAAACCCUUCGACGGCAACAGCCCUCUGAUGCGCUACAUCUUGGAGAUGUCAGAAAACAAUGCUCCCUGGACCAUACUCCUGGCCAGCGUGGACCCAGAAGCCACCUCAGUGAUGGUCAAGGGACUGGUUCCCGCUCGUUCCUACCAGUUCCGCCUCUGUGCUGUCAACGAUGUUGGCAAAGGACAGUUCAGCAAGGACACAGAAAGGGUCUCCCUUCCUGAGGAGCCCCCCACGGCCCCUCCACAGAACGUCAUCGCCAGCGGCCGGACCAACCAAUCCAUCAUGAUCCAAUGGCAACCACCUCCUGAGAGCCACCAGAACGGGAUCCUCAAGGGCUACAUCAUCAGGUACUGCCUGGCGGGGCUACCUGUUGGGUACCAGUUUAAGAACAUCACAGAUGCUGACGUCAACAACCUGUUGCUGGAGGACCUCAUCAUCUGGACCAAUUACGAGAUCGAGGUGGCCGCCUACAACAGCGCCGGGCUGGGCGUCUACAGUAGCAAAGUCACCGAGUGGACGCUGCAGGGAGUUCCCACGGUGCCCCCGGGCAAUGUGCACGCAGAAGCCACAAAUUCUACAGCCAUCCGCUUCACCUGGAAUGCCCCCAGUCCCCAGUUCAUCAACGGCAUCAACCAAGGCUACAAGCUGAUUGCCUGGGAGCCAACCCAAGAAGAGGAGGUUACCAUGGUGACUGCCAGGCCCAACUUUCAAGACAGCAUCCACGUGGGCUUCGUGUCCGGCCUGAAGAAAUUCACAGAGUACUUCACGUCGGUGCUCUGCUUCACCACACCGGGAGAUGGGCCUCGGAGCAGCCCCCAGCUGGUGCGCACCCAUGAGGACGUGCCUGGACCUGUGGGACACCUGAGCUUCAAUGACAUCCUGGACACCUCGCUGAAGGUCAGCUGGCAGGAGCCUGGAGAGAAGAAUGGUAUCCUGACAGGGUACCGGAUCUCCUGGGAAGAGUACAACAGAACCAAUACCCGUGUGACCCACUACCUGCCCAACGUAACCCUGGAGUACCGAGUCACAGGCCUCACAGCACUCACCACCUAUACUAUAGAGGUGGCUGCCAUGACCUCCAAGGGCCAGGGCCAGGUGUCGGCCUCUACUAUUUCUUCCGGUGUGCCUCCAGAGCUUCCAGGGGCACCCACCAACCUGGGCAUUUCCAACAUUGGCCCGCGAUCCGUGACCUUGCAGUUCAGGCCUGGCUAUGACGGGAAGACGUCCAUCUCCCGCUGGGUAGUGGAGGCUCAGGUGGGCGUGAUCGGGGAGGGAGAGGAGUGGUUGCUGAUCUACCAACUCGGCAAUGAGCCUGACGCACGGUCCAUGGAGGUGCCGGACCUCAACCCCUUCACCUACUACAGCUUCCGCAUGCGCCAAGUGAACAUCGUCGGCACCAGCCCACCCAGUCAACCUUCUAGAAAGAUCCAGACACUCCAGGCACCCCCCGACAUGGCCCCAGCCAACGUGACCCUGCGCACAGCCAGUGAGACCAGCUUGUGGCUCCGAUGGAUGCCUCUCCCAGAAAUGGAAUACAACGGCAACCCCGAGUCUGUGGGCUACAAGAUCAAGUACAGCCGGUCCGACGGCCACGGCAAGACACUGAGUCACACAGUACAAGACCGAGUGGAGCGAGAAUACACUAUCGAGGACCUGGAGGAGUGGACAGAGUACCGUGUCCAGGUCCAAGCCUUCAACGCCAUUGGGAGCGGGCCCUGGAGCCAGGCAGUGGUGGGCAGGACCCGGGAAUCAGUCCCAUCCUCUGGCCCCACCAACGUGUCGGCUCUGGCCACCACCUCUAGCAGCAUGCUGGUCCGCUGGAGCGAGAUCCCAGAGGCAGAUCGAAAUGGCCUCGUGCUGGGCUACAAGGUGAGGUACAAGGAGAAGGACUCGGACUCCCAGGCCCGGUUCUGGCUGGUGGAAGGCAACUCAUCCCGCAGUGCCCAGCUCACAGGCCUGGGCAAGUAUGUGCUCUACGAGGUCCAGGUUCUGGCCUUCACACGCAUCGGCGAUGGCAGCCCUAGCCACCCGCCCAUCCUGGAGCGGACCCUAGAUGACGUCCCAGGGCCCCCCAUGGGCAUCCUGUUUCCAGAGGUGAGAACCACAUCUGUGCGGCUCAUCUGGCAGCCCCCUGCAGCCCCCAACGGCAUCAUUCUGGCCUACCAGAUCACACACCGGCUCAACGCCACUACAGCCAACACCGCCACAGUGGAGGUCCUGGCGCCCAGCGCCCGCCAGUACAUGGCCACGGGCCUCAAGCCGGAGUCUGUCUACCUAUUCCGUAUCACAGCCCAAACCCGCAAAGGCUGGGGAGAGGCUGCUGAGGCCUUGGUGGUGACUACAGAGAAGAGAGACCGCCCGCAGCCUCCUAGCAAGCCGGUGAUACAGCAGGAAGACGUGAAAGCGCGCAGUGUGCUGCUGUCCUGGGAGCCCGGCAGCGACGGGCUCUCCCCAGUGCGCUACUACACCAUCCAGACGCGCGAGCUGCCCAGCGGCAGGUGGGCGCUGCACUCGGCCUCGGUGAGCCACAAUGCCUCCGCCUUCACUGUGGACAGACUCAAACCCUUUACAUCCUACAAGUUCCGAGUAAAGGCAACCAACGACAUUGGGGACAGCGAGUUCAGCGAGGAAUCGGAGUCGCUGACCACCCUGCAGGCAGCCCCAGAUGAGGCACCCACCAUCCUGUCGGUGACUCCCCACACCACCACCUCUGUGCUAAUCCGAUGGCAGCCUCCAUCUGAGGACAAGAUCAACGGCAUCCUCUUGGGCUUCCGAAUCCGGUACCGGGAGCUGCUCUACGAGGGGCUGAGGGGCUUCACUCUUCGAGGCAUCAACAACCCGGGGGCCAAGUGGGCUGAGCUCACCUCCUUGUACUCCAUGCGGAACCUGACCCGGCCCAGCCUCACACAGUACGAGCUGGACAAUCUCAGCAAGCACAGGCGUUACGAGAUCCGGAUGAGCGUGUACAACGCCGUGGGUGAGGGACCCUUGAGCCCGCCGCAAGAGGUCUUUGUCGGGGAGGCAGUGCCCACAGCAGCACCGCAGAAUGUGGCUAUCCACAGCGCCACAGCCACACAGCUGGAGGUGAGCUGGGAGCCACCCCCUUUGGACAACCAGAAUGGAGACAUCCAAGGAUACAAGAUUUAUUUCUGGGAAGUCCAGCGGAGGAACCUCACAGAGAGGGUGAAGACUCUCUUCCUGGCCGAGAACAGCGUGAAACUCAAGAACCUGACUGGCUACACGGCCUACAUGGUCAGCGUGGCAGCCUUCAACGCUGCGGGGGAUGGGCCGCGGAGCACUCCGACCCAGGGCCAGACUCAGCAAGCAGCCCCCAGUGCCCCAGGCUCGGUCAAGUUCAGCGAGCUGACCACUACCUCAGUGAAUGUGUCCUGGGAUGCCCCACAGUUCCCCAACGGUCCUCUGGAGGGCUACCGGCUGGUGUAUGAACCCUGCACCCCAGUGGAUGGGGUCAGCAAGAUUGUGACGGUGGACGUGAAGGGGAACAGCCCGCUGUGGCUGAAAGUGAAGGAUCUGGCCGAGGGCAUGACCUACCGUUUCCGAAUCAAAGCCAAGACCUUCACCUAUGGGCCUGAGAUCGAAGCCAACGUCACUACGGGCCCUGGAGAAGGUGCCCCAGGACCACCCGGAGUGCCAAUUAUUGUCCGGUACAGCUCAGCCAUUGCCAUCCACUGGUCCAGCGGAGAUCCCGGCAAAGGACCCAUCACGCGCUACGUGAUAGAGGCCAGGCCUUCAGAUGAGGGGCUCUGGGACAUUCUCAUCAAGGAUAUCCCCAAGGAGGUGACUUCCUAUACCUUCAGCAUGGACAUCCUAAAGCCAGGCGUAAGCUACGACUUCCGGGUCAUCGCGGUCAAUGACUACGGCUUUGGCACUCCCAGCAGCCCCUCCCAGUCUGUACCAGCCCAGAAAGCCAGCCCCUUUUAUGAGGAAUGGUGGUUCUUGGUGGUCAUCGCCCUUGUGGGCCUCAUCUUCAUCCUGCUUCUAGUCUUCGUACUCAUCAUCCGGGGUCAGAGCAAGAAGUACUCCAAGAAGACAGAUGCAGCAGGGAACACCAAGUCAGGAGCGCUCGGCCAUGGGGAGAUGCUGAGCCUGGAUGAAAGCAGUUUUCCUGCCCUGGAACUCAACAACCGGCGGCUGUCCGUAAAGAACUCCUUCUGCAGGAAGAACGGCUUAUACACCAGGUCCCCUCCCAGGCCCAGUCCAGGCAGCCUACAUUACUCUGAUGAAGACGUUACCAAGUACAAUGACCUCAUCCCAGCCGAGAGCAGCAGCCUGACUGAGAAGCCCUCGGAGAUCUCAGACUCCCAGGGGAGUGACAGCGAGUACGAAGUAGACACGAACACCCAGAAAGCCCACUCCUUCGUCAACCAUUAUAUCAGUGACCCCACAUACUACAACUCUUGGCGGCGCCAACAGAAAGGCAUCUCUCGGGCCCAGGCCUACAGCUACACAGAGAGUGAUUCCGGCGAACCUGACCACGUCACGGUCCCCAACAGCAACAGCACCCAGCAAGGCAGCCUUUUCCGGCCCAAGGCCAGCCGGACUCCAACGCCCCAAAACCCCCCGAAUCCCCCGAGUCAGCAGAGCACCCUCUACCGUCCUCCCAGCAGCCUCGCCCCCGGCUCCCGGGCACCCAUAGCUGGGUUCUCAUCCUUCGUCUGACAUCAAAAGAGGAGAAAGAAUGAGGGGGAAAAAAGAGAAAGACACCAAAAUCCUCCUUUGCCACUUCCCAAAACGCCUGCCACAAAACACACAAGAAAACUCCACCAAGACAUCGACUCAACUUUUCACCUCCCAAGUUUAUUUUUCCAGAGAUUCCAGGGCCAGCAAAGCCGGGUUGGAGGACGGGCGGAGGGAGAAGAAACCCACAGGAGGACUUGGAGGCGUGUGACCUGCAAUGGCUUCCCAACCUUGGGGUCCGUUUGGCUGUGUGGAGGGCUGGAAACCAGAUAGUCUCACUUCUGCCGAGGACAGAGGGGCUUGGGGCCCCGGAGAGAGGGCGCCGGAAGGCAGGUGGGGCCGAGGGAUCAGGAAGCUUCUAGAGAUGUAGCCGGCUUCAUCCCUCACACUCGUGCUAGACCUCUGGGCUCGCUAUCCUUGCCUCUCCGCAAAAGGAGGGGUGUGCUCAGAGGCAAAGCCUGCCCGCUGUCUCUGGCUCUUCCUGGCAGGUGUCCCAUGGCCUUGU
Molecule: messenger RNA, 8194 nt
Organism: Apodemus sylvaticus (European woodmouse)
Lineage: Eukaryota; Metazoa; Chordata; Mammalia; Rodentia; Muridae
Gene: Sdk2
Product: sidekick cell adhesion molecule 2
Exons: 45
Coding region: 1144-7671 (2175 amino acids)
Molecular function (GO): protein binding
Source: RefSeq, a predicted model, not a curated record